Archocentrus centrarchus (flier cichlid) is the source of this 3488-nucleotide messenger RNA. RefSeq names its product nectin cell adhesion molecule 3b (gene nectin3b). Bases 143 to 1552 code for a protein of 469 amino acids. Gene Ontology annotation, biological process: heterophilic cell-cell adhesion; homophilic cell-cell adhesion. Gene Ontology annotation, cellular component: apical junction complex; adherens junction. Lineage: Eukaryota; Metazoa; Chordata; Actinopteri; Cichliformes; Cichlidae. The transcript has 8 exons. The record is from RefSeq and is a predicted model, not a curated record.
CCGCUCCACGAUCAGAGAUGGUACAGUCCGCAUGCAGUUCGGAGUUGUUGCUGAGGAGGUUCCACUGUUCAGCACGGACUGUUAAAUUGGCAUGCAUCCUACGCUUUGGUCCUGUGGCAGGAGGCUGCACUGCUUUUGAAAAAUGUUACCGUCUUCUCACCGGAGUUACUUCAGACAGCAGAGGAAGGUUGCAUUAUUUCUCCUUUUGUUCAGUAUUACAGGUGUGCGGUGCAGCCAGGUGGUGGUGCCUAAAAGAGUGAGUGCCGUGCUGGGGAAGAAUGUUACACUAGAGUGUAGGGUAGAGGUUGGCACAAACCUUACUCUUACUCAGAGUUCCUGGGAGCGCCGUCUGCCUUCAGGCUCUGUCACAGUGGCUGUCUACAACCCGGAGUUUGGCACCUCCAUCCCUCCAGAGUUCAUCCAUCGCCUGUAUUUUCGCUCACCGUCCUCUCAUGAUGCCACCAUUGUACUGGAAAACGUGGGCUUUGCUGAUGUCGGGAUUUAUACCUGUAAGGUAGCCACAUUUCCUCUGGGAAACACUCAAGCAUCCACUACUGUCACUGUACUUGUGGAGCCAAAGGUUUACGUGUCUGCUGGUUCAAAUGCUCUGAUCGAUGGUGGCAAUGAAACUGUUGUAGCCACUUGUAUCGCUGAGCGAGCCCGACCACCUGCUGAAGUGUCCUGGGAGUCCAACCUUUUUGGCCAGUCAGAGGUGCAGCUAUUUGAUGAAGCCAAUGGUACUACCAGCACACAAGUGCGCUACAUCUGGCAGCCCACACGCCAUGUCCAGGGCCACAUGCUGACUUGCGUGGUCCGCCACCCAGCUCUGCAGAAUGACUUCAGGAUCCCCUACCAGCUCAAUGUGCAGUUUGCUCCUGAUAUCUCGGUUGUUGGGUAUGAUGGAGACUGGUUUGUGGGCCGGGAAAAUGUUCAAAUGACGUGCAAAGCUAACGCAAACCCACCAGCUCAUCACUUCAGAUGGAUCAGAUUGGACAGAGAAAUGCCUGAAGGGGUGGAAAUGAUAAACAGCACUUUGCUCUUCCUGCGUCCCCUCCAGCGGAAUGACUCUGGAGUUUACAGGUGUGAGGUUGCCAAUGACAUCAACCUCCGCAGUCGGGAUGUGCGUAUUCUCAUACAAGACCAGUCUCAAGCGGAGAGGUCAAAUUCCAUCACCGUGGCCGGAGCUGUGAUGGGCGCAGUCCUUGCUCUCUUCCUCAUCGUUGUCUUCAUUAUUGUGAUCCACACUGCUCGCAAAGCCCCACCAACAGCCUUCACAGACAAAGUGAUUGACCUUCCUCCGACACACAAGCCGCCUCCUCCCUAUUCCGAGAGAGCACCGGCUGUUCCUCUGGGAGUCCACGCAUCACAAGUGGCCUGGCUGUGUCAGACCCGCAGGGCAGAGCACAGGUAUGAGCUCCCUGAGAGGCAGCACCCACCCACAGCAAGCCUGGGAACACAGAGCCCCACCCAUCAGCGCUCCCAUCUGGAGUGGGUGUGUCAUCAGAGCGGGACAGACCGGGUGUACAUCAACCACCGUGAACACUACGUGUGAGGGACGGUUCUGAUCACAGUCCACCAAUCACCUGGCAGACACUCUGCCUGAGCAGCAGCAAGCACAUAGGCUUCACCUGAUUCACAGAGCCAUCAGUCCAGAGAAGGAAACAGGCAGUAGUGUAUGAGGAAAGUCUCUCUUUGCAGGCAGUUUUUACACGUACAUCUGUCCUGCUGUAAGCUGGCUGUAACCCAUAGACUGUACAUAAAAAAUGGACGUAGCCACCGUGCUCUCAAGCUAAGCAUUUUUACCUUCGUCACAUUAACUUUUUGAAACCUCACAAUUGCAGGCAGAUCUGAAUGUGAAACUGAGGGUCAAUGCAACAGUAGAAGCUGUCAGUCACAAAGUAGGCCUGCCCUAAAGCUUUUUUUCACACAAAUGGGGACUAUAUACAAAACAAACAAUAUUUUGUAUUAAGUUAGACUUAAAAGUAGAGACUGAGCAAGCAGCCGCUUUCCUGUAGACCGGAUUUCUUUUCACAACCACAGAAGAUGCCUGCUGCUGGCAUUUAAAAAGCAUUUUGAAAGGCACUUCACUUCUCCAACCCAAAAGUUACAUCCAUCUUUCAUAUACAGUCUAUGCUGACACUCUGUUUGUACAGUAAAUAUGUAGCCAUAGCCGGCAGUCUGUUAGCUUAGCACAAAGCUAGAAACAGUAGGGAAGCAAUAAGGGCAUUUCCCAGAAGGUCCAACUAUUCCUUUAAUCCCCUUAUUUUUCAUAUUCAGUUUUGCAAAUAUUUUUUGUUUACAAGUUCUCAGUGUUUGGUAUGCCUUAGAGUGCUGAAGAGUGUUAGCAGAACUAACUAUCAUCCUUCUGGAUCAGUUUAUACACUCUAUACAUAAGGAAAUGAGGUUAGAGAAUAGAUUAGGGUCAGAGUUAGCCACAAAAAUAAACAGUUUUUUUUCCAUGUCAGAGUAUAAACCUGUAUUCUCAGUUACAGUCUAUCACCAGACCAAACGCUGAGGUCCAGUGAGACUAAAUAUUCUAGCUGCAACACAGACAUAAAGGGAUUAAAAUAUUUCUGUCGCAGUCCUGUGCCGUGCGGUUGUAAUGUUAUACUGUGCUUUUUGGCAGCAAAACAUGUAGAAUUGUAAUCAUGUGGAGUCUGAAUCUACCACAUAUCAGGGAAACGACAAUAUGCAACAUUACUGGGUUUUUUUUAUGUACACUGUAGGAAAAUGUUCACAUUAUUUGUUUAAACUUAAAUGGAUUACAUGCUUCAUACUCCUGUAGAAUAUAUAGUGUUUGACUUUUAUUGUGGGGACCCAGAGAGCUAAUAUUUUUUAAGUGCCAUAAUGACAUUUUAGGGGUAUUCCCUGCUGAUAUGUGUAUGCUGUACUGUUCACAUUCCUUCAAUGUGAUUCGAUGGUUUUGAGCUAUUUUCUUGACUGACGUAUGUAUUAAAGUGCACAUUGUUGCCAAGUGUGUUCUCAGUUGGAAAUAUAACCGAAACCACUUGAAAAGCUGUAAGAAUAGAAGAAAGAGUCUUCUGACUUGCUGUGUGAAGACAGAAAGCUCUAGAUGAGGGUGUUCAGUGACCUUUUAACAGUAAACAGUCAGAGAUGGAAGCUCUGAGUCACGACACAGGGAAACAGGAGAGCAAGUCCUUGAAGAUUUGUAAGAGAGUUUGAACUGACGAAAAGAGUUUUGUUUUGUUUUGAAUCAUCUCAAGGUCACAGUCACAUUGCAAUUAUUGUGACGCCCACAUCAAAGAGAAAAGUCGUUUUUUAUUACCGGGAGUCAGUGAUGUGGUGUUUGUGUUGUGAAGAGCCAGAGCUCACGUUGUAAUGACACCACAGUGAGGGUGGAGAUGUUUGACAGAAAUCAGUGAUUUGUUUAGAUCAGUCCUCUUAUCAUCGGGUGUCAAACACUUUCCUAGGGCAACACCUAGUGGACAAAUGUGUCAGUGCAGGUCCUGGUAGAGCGUGUGCAUCAC